Messenger RNA from Sporisorium graminicola, 1653 nucleotides. RefSeq lists its product as uncharacterized. The transcript has a single exon. Bases 1 to 1653 code for a protein of 550 amino acids. The record is from RefSeq and is a predicted model, not a curated record. Gene Ontology annotation, molecular function: molybdenum cofactor sulfurtransferase activity. Gene Ontology annotation, biological process: molybdopterin cofactor metabolic process. Lineage: Eukaryota; Fungi; Basidiomycota; Ustilaginomycetes; Ustilaginales; Ustilaginaceae.
AUGGUGCUGCUGACAUACAUCAAGGCAGCGACCACGGCGGUGCAGACGCCCGAGCUCACCCUGGCCGAGAGCCUGGCGUACCACGAGGACAAAGCGCGCUUCCUCGGCCAGCAUCCGUCGUACCGCGAUGCGUCACUCAGCGCGCUGCGCAAGCGCGAGUUUGCGCGCCUGCGCUCGUCGGUGUACCUCGACUACACGGGCGCGUCGCUCUAUCCGUCCUCGCUGAUCCGGUCGCACCAGCGCUGGCUGCUGCGCAGCGUCGCGGGCAACCCGCACUCGGACUCGCCUGCGUCUCUGCUGAGCACCGGCGCGAUGGAAGAAGCGCGCAAGGCCGUUUUGCACUUCUUUGACGCGGACGAGGCCGUGUACGAUGUCGUGUGGACCGCCAAUGCAAGCGGCGGAUUUCGUGUGGUCGGCGAGGCGUAUGAUUGGGCUGGGAAGAAGGCGGUCAUCCCGCGCGAUGCGCACAACUCGUUGAACGGCGUGCUCAGGCAGGCGCGCCGAGGUGGCGGCUGUGCAGAGCUGGUCGAGUUCGAUGCUGCAACCUCGGAAGGUGGGGUGAUGGAUAUGAUCUCCCGCCAGGCGUACGUCGACAUCCUCUCUAAACCCUCUUCCGACGAAGCCAAGAAUGGGAAAGGUCUCGCGUUCUUCACAGGCCAAAGCAACAUCACGGGCGCCAAACUCGACCUGUCCCUCCUACCGCUCGCCAGAUCCCUCGGCUGGCACACGGCUCUCGACGCAGCUGCCCUAGCCCCCUCCACACGCAUCUCGCUCCGCAGCCUGCACAACAGCGUCGACUUUAUGUUUGUCUCGCUCUACAAGAUCUGCGGCUACCCCACCGGCCUCGGCGCCCUCCUGCUGCGCAAAGACCGCUACGCCGAUAUGAACCAGAAAGCCACGUUCUACGGCGGCAACAUCAAGGGCAUCACGAUGGACUCGUUCGACUUUACCCUCGUGGAAGGGCCGGAGCGCUUCGAGGAUGGCACGCCCAACUUUGCGAGUAUGAUGGCGGUCAAGGAGGGGUUGGAGUUUGCGGGGCGGUGGAUGGGGAGGGUGGCGGUGAGGAAUGGCGAGCUGAUUAAGUGGUUGGUGAGCGAGCUCGAGGCGAUCUACUACCCGGAGGAGGUUGCAGGGGAGGAUGGCGGUGAGAAAGAGAAAAGAUCUUUGUCUUUUUCGUCGACGUCCUCCUCCUGCACUCGACGCACUGCUGCAGGAGGAGCAGUCAAGCUCAUCCGCAUCGGUGGAGCUCCCACUCCGCGCGGCAGCACCCUGCCCCUGGUCUUCAGCUCGCCCACCGGCCACGCGCUCAACUACCGCUUCGUCAUCUGGGCCGCUGCACGCCUGGGCAUCUCCCUGCGCGGCGGGCCCUGCAUGUGCAACCCCGGCGCUUCCUCGAGCGUCAUGCACCGCGGCCUCAUCACCGACCUCGACGCUUCCACCCUGCUCGCAGAGGCCGACGUCGGCAUCGUCCGCGUCAGCCUCGGCGUCGCCACCAACUUCAAGGACGUCUGGCGCUUUGUGCACUUUGCAAAGUUGUUGACCGUCCAGCAGUGGAGGAUGGACAUGUGGCGCAAGUUCGAGCAGGUCUAUCCGGGGAAAGAGUUGAGUUGUGAUAUCGACGAGUUGCAGGCCAGGGCUACGAGGAAGAGGUAG